AGGACGCGGAAGAGGGUGGAGGCAGAGACGAGCACGUUGAAGCGCGCGAGAGAUGGAAGCGCCUUCACAAGAUGUGAAGGGUGCAACAAGGACGUCCCCGUGGUUCUCAUCGACAUGCAUAGUUGCAGCCUCGACUCCAAGAUUAGGAUGAGUUUGGAGGCUCAAGUGGUUGAGAAGGUUGUCGAGCCUAAGAAGUCCACUGAGAAGAAGAGAGUGGCUUCAUCGAGCCCGAAGGAGAGAAAGGGAAAGAAGGAGAAGAGAAUGAAAAAUCCGAACAAGCCCAAGCGCCCACCUACUGCUUUCUUUCUCUUCAUGGAUGACUUUAGGAAGUCAUAUAAAGAAGCAAAUCCUGGUUCUAAGGGUGGUGCUUUGGUUGCUAAGGAAGGGGGGGCUAAGUGGAAAUCUAUGACAGAGGAGGAGAAAAAGCCUUAUGUUGACAAAGCAGAAGAGCUUCGAGCAGAGUAUGAUAAAGCAGUAAAGGAAGAUAAUGCAGAGAAUGAGGAUGCCGAUGAGAAUGAAGUGUCUGGGAAGGAAGAAUCUGAUAAAGAAGGCUCUGACAAGGAGGAAUCUGAUAAAGAAGCUGAGAAGAAAGAAGCAGACAAGAAAGAAUCUGAGGAGGAAGUAGAGUAAAUCUGAUAGUGUUAGGGUGAAAUGGGUUUUCAUGAGGAUUUCUAUACAGCUGUUAAUGAUUUCCUCCUGUAAAUUUUGAACUACCUCAAGAAGUUCCUAGUUUUGUUUAGGGUUUUGUGCUCUUGUCAUUAUGAGAUUGUUGGUACUGAUUUUGCAAAGCACAUGGAUUUGCAUCUUUUAGCAUAUAUUUUAUGAUAGCAAUUGAUGGCAAUAUGUUCAUUGCUCUACUUUAGUUUAAUUCCUUGCUUCAUCUCCUUAUUAGACCUAAUGUGCAAGUGGAUAUGUGGCUCUGCUAUUUCUG
Messenger RNA from Ananas comosus (pineapple), 931 nucleotides. RefSeq names its product high mobility group B protein 7-like. The transcript has 8 exons. NCBI's taxonomy places the organism in Eukaryota, Viridiplantae, Streptophyta, Magnoliopsida, Poales, Bromeliaceae. The record is from RefSeq and is a predicted model, not a curated record. The annotation marks the transcript as partial.